GCCCAUAUUCCUCUUUUAGCUUGUUUGCGUUUACAUCAAGCAAUUGGAUUCCAAUUUGGGAUCCGAAUUCCGAUUGAUUUUGCCGUCCAAUUUCAGAUGACACCGGAGUAACUUCCCUCUGCCGUUUAAUUUUUUUAAUCUCCGGCGAAAUUGAACUCCAGGUUGCUGAAAAGUUGUAUAACAUGGGUGAUGCAAUUGAUUUAACUGGAGAUGGAGGUGUUAUGAAAAAAAUUGUGCAACGAUCCAAACCUGAUGCUAUUGCUCCCUCAGAGAGUCUUCCUCUUGUUGAUGUUCAUUAUGAAGGCACUCUUGCUGAUACUGGUGAAGUAUUUGAUACUACCCGUGAAGACAAUACAAUUUUCUCCUUUGAGAUAGGCACUGGUUCUGUUAUUAAGGCUUGGGAUGUUGCACUGAGGACCAUGAAGGUUGGUGAAGUAGCUGUAAUUACCUGCAAGCCAGAGUAUGCCUAUGGAAGUGCUGGGUCCCCACCCGAUAUCCCCCCUGAGGCAACCCUUGUUUUCGAAGUUGAGCUGGUGGCUUGUAGACCACGUAAAGGUUCUAGUGUCAGCAGUGCUUCAGAUGAAAGGGCUAGGCUGGAGGAACUAAAGAAGCAAAGAGAAACGGCAGCUGCAGCUAAGGAGGAAGAGAAGAAGAAGAGAGAAGAAGCUAAGGCCGCAGCAGCUGCUCGUAUCCAAGCCAAGCUUGAAGCAAAGAAAGGAAAAGGUAAGGGCAAAGCUAAGUAAAAAUCGCUACGCAUUUAUAAUAUAUUUACAUACUAUAUACUAGUAGCAUAUACUCAGACGUAUAGAAAUACCUGAUGGUGUUAAAUAUGCUAAACUCGUAUGCUUUUUUGCUUGAUAUUUCUAAGCUUUCAUAUCGUUAUAAGUUACCAUUAUGAUAGCCAAAAUGGUUGGAAUGGGUUACCUCA
Solanum pennellii is the source of this 928-nucleotide messenger RNA. Its product is annotated as peptidyl-prolyl cis-trans isomerase FKBP20-1. NCBI's taxonomy places the organism in Eukaryota, Viridiplantae, Streptophyta, Magnoliopsida, Solanales, Solanaceae. Gene Ontology annotation, molecular function: peptidyl-prolyl cis-trans isomerase activity. The record is from RefSeq and is a predicted model, not a curated record. Gene Ontology annotation, biological process: protein peptidyl-prolyl isomerization. Gene Ontology annotation, cellular component: cytoplasm. The coding region runs from base 183 to 743 and encodes 186 amino acids. The transcript is spliced from 6 exons.